This is a messenger RNA of Amaranthus tricolor (Joseph's coat), 2271 nucleotides long. RefSeq names its product sulfite exporter TauE/SafE family protein 4-like. Lineage: Eukaryota; Viridiplantae; Streptophyta; Magnoliopsida; Caryophyllales; Amaranthaceae. Gene Ontology annotation, biological process: protein ubiquitination. The record is from RefSeq and is a predicted model, not a curated record. Gene Ontology annotation, cellular component: Cul4A-RING E3 ubiquitin ligase complex; membrane. Bases 128 to 1516 code for a protein of 462 amino acids. The transcript is spliced from 12 exons.
ACAAAAGACUGAGAGCGUUACGCUUCUUCUCUUUUCAAUUUUAAUCUUCAAAUACUGGCACACAAAUUACUUCUCAAUUUUCUACACAAUUAUUGAUGAAAUUGUGAAAUCCUUAUAAUACAAUCAAAUGGCAACCAAAUGGCUGGUUUUCUACCUAUUAUCAGGAUUUUCUAUGGCUGUUUUUCCUCUCUUUAUAAUUACUCAUUACCAAGAAAAUCAUCAGCAACUUGGGAAAAAGUUUCUUGUUUCUUCUCUUCAUUCUACUCUUUCCGAAACCCAGAAAGUUUGGCCUAAAUUGGAAUUUGGAUGGAGGAUUGUUGUUGCAACGAUAAUUGGAUUUCUGGGUUCAGCGUUUGGAACCGUUGGAGGUGUUGGUGGUGGUGGUAUUUUUGUUCCAAUGCUUACUUUAAUUGUUGGGUUUGAUACCAAAUCUGCUGCUGCUCUUUCCAAAUGCAUGAUAAUGGCAGCAUCAGCAUCAUCAGUUUGGUACAAUCUAAGAGUGCAACAUCCAUGCAGAGAUGUGCCAAUUUUGGACUAUGAUUUGGCUCUUCUUUUUCAACCAAUGCUUAUGCUUGGUAUCACUCUUGGAGUUGCUCUUAGUGUUGUCUUUCCUUAUUGGCUAAUUACUGUACUCAUCAUCAUUCUUUUCUUAGGCACGUCAUCCAGGUCGUUCUCUAGGGGGAUUAUGAUGUGGAAAGAGGAGACUAUAUUGAAUACAGAAUUGACCAAGCAACAGAAUACUUUUGUUAAUUCUCGUGGUGAACUUUUGAUAGACACAGAAUAUGAGCCAUUGUGCCCUAAAGAAGAAAAAUCGGCCAUGCAAAUUAUGUCGUUUAAUCUAAAUUGGAAAAGAUUACUACUCCUGGUUAUUGUGUGGGUUUCUUUUGUGCUCCUUCAAGUCCUAAAGAAUGAUGUUGCAGCCUGUACCACAUGGUAUUGGGUGCUUAACCUUAUUCAGUUUCCUGUAGCCUUUGGAGUUUUUGGGUAUGAAGCUGUAAAGUUGUAUGAAGAAGGCAGGAAGAGGAAGAUAACUGGGAACACACAGUCAGUUUGUGAAGCUUCAAUUGAAUUUACACCCAUAACACUCUCAUUUUGUGCACUUUGUGGAUUACUUGGAGGCACUGUUGGUGGUCUUCUAGGAUCUGGGGGUGGAUUUAUUCUAGGUCCAUUGCUUCUUGAGAUUGGUGUAAUUCCUCAGGUAGCAAGUGCCACUGCGACUUUCGUGAUGCUGUUCUCCUCCUCCUUGUCAGUGGUGGAGUUCUACUUUCUCAAAAGGUUCCCAAUUACAUACGCCUUGUACCUUAUGUCGGUUUCACUUCUAGCCGGCUUUUGGGGACAAUACCUCGUAAGGAAAAUGGUUGUGUUUCUGAAACGAGCUUCCCUCAUUGUCUUCAUCCUCUCCGCGGUCAUUUUCGCUAGUGCUCUCACAAUGGGAGUAAUUGGAAUUGAAAAGACCGUUCAUAUGAUCAACAACCAUGAGUUCGUGGGGUUUUUAGAUUUCUGCUCAAACCAAUGACCUCAGUUGAGUUCAUUUGUUCCUUUGAAUUCGUAUAUAAAUCUUAAAACUUGAAUAAAAUUCGUAAUUAAUCUGGUAAUUAAUUUGGUUGAUGAAAAUAUAUUUGUUGGUCAAUGUCUUAACUUUAUCGGAUCAUCCUUGUGAAAAUAAUAAAGGAUGAUUUUUGUUAGAUUUGUAGUUUAAGAUAGAUUGUAAUUAGGUUUUGUUUCUUAAUGUUAUACUUCAUGUUUGCUCCAUGCUUUUAUCAAUGUAUAUAGGGAGAGCUCAUGAGUUUACCUUAAAUAAAGUGAGUAAACAAUUUUUUAAGAUGUAGUUUGCCUAUCAAAUGAGAUCGGAUUACAGUUUACGAAGCACAUCAAUGAGCGGAGAUGAAGAAGAUGAAGUGUCACACUCCAAAAUACUCUUUUAGUCCAAUACAAAAAUCGACCAAACAAUGUGCCCAUGUCCGACUAUUUAUCGACCAUUACCAAUGACUUGUCGUUGGUCUUCUGUUGUUUCUAUUGAGCAACCAAAGUAGUGAUUGGAAAUUAUCGACCAUUGUUAGUCCGAUCAGCAACCACAAACUAGUGAUCGGAAUCGUAGAUAGAUUCUUUGGUUGGAAAUACCAAACAGUUAUAACUGUUCGGUGAUUAACUCAUUUUCAUGAAGAUCGACAGUCCUGUAUGCUCCAUAGUAAUCUAUAACAUGCACCACAUUUGACAUGAACUUAUCAUGAAAACGUAUUCUUUUUUAUCUUCUUGAAAUGCAUCAAACAU